ACUUUUUUUUAGAGCGCAGGCUAGAGGUUGUACUGCACUGGCUAAAUUGCUCAUCUACAGCGAGUUACUCGCCACAACUUUAAAUGGUUGACGAGCUACACGCUGUAUAAAUAUCGACACAACCCCAAGUAUUAUUUAGAGCAGACGAAGUUGCGCGCUGUAUACGUUUACGAUUCAAAACAUAUAAAAACGUAAAUUAAAUGCACAAAAUAUUGCUGCUGCUUUUUUCGUCCGCUGGGGACACACGAACACCGUUUAACUAACUCAACUUAUAAUCCUUCAGAGUUUGCUUAUUUAAACAAUUUUUCACGUUGUAGAAUAUGAAUUUAUAUUAAACCGAGGCAAAACAUUUUCAGGUCAGCUUCAUGAGGAUAAGUGCCGAAGUCAAAGGAUGACCCCAAACCUCACCCGAAAAACUUGGAGAAGCAUUUCCUGUCUAAUAAUUUGUUUCGUUGCACUCAUCUUUGUCCUCUCGUCGUGGCCACCGAUAUUUCAUAUCAGAGCCAGCGUAAAUACCGUGUUAUUCAUGCAUAAACGCCAAGCUUCAAAACGCAUAACCAUAAACCCCUUCCCUGGGGAAUCAGUAAAAACAAGUUUGGGAGGCACUUCGACGCCAACCAGGGACCAACCCGAGAAAGACUUAAACCUAACAACUAAAAAAGAAAAUGUGCUUUGGGAAAGGCAGAAGACAUCCGAGUCAGUUCCACAUGUCGACCCCGUCCCCAACAAGACAGCGCCUGUUAAAAUUAAACGGAUAAUCGUGGUUGCUUACUUUCGAUCAGGCUCUUCGUUUUUAGGGGAAAUUUUAUCACAAGCACCACGUACAUUUUACCACUUUGAGCCACUCUACUUCUACGCGUCAGCAAGGGGUGCUCACGUUGUAAACAUGUCGGCGGGACUGAACGUUUUAGGCGACAUUUUUCGUUGCGACUUUCACGGUGCCCCUGACUACCUCGAGAGAGGAAAAUCGUUCAUUUAUCCGUUCGCCGCCAACCGAGCAUAUUGGUUGUAUUGCGGCGGAGAGAUCGACGUCUGCUUCGACGCAGCAGUAAUGUCGCAGUUUUGCCAGAUGUGCACGAUACAAGUCAUGAAAGUGAUUCGCUCGAGUCUUCGUCAAGUCCGCGAGUGGAUUAACGCAAAUACUGAUAUUGGCGGUACUGUAAAGGUGGUGCAUCUGGUUCGCGACCCAAGAGGCAUAUGGUCGUCAAGGUUACGGCGCUCUGCGUGUCUGUACUCUAGCGGAUGUCGCCGCAUAGAAACGCUCUGCAGAAGGAUGAGAGAGGACUUAGAUGAGUUUGAAGAUCUUAAGAAAGUUUUCCCUGAUCUAUUCGUUCAAGUUCGUUAUGAGGAUGUUGCCUUGGAACCUGCGAAAAGAGCUCGGCUGCUCUUUGAUCAGCUGAGACUUCCUUUCACAGAGCAAGUUUCGCAGUUCAUCAGAACACACACGAGACACGACCUAAAGAGGAAACCAAGGAUGGCUUUCUCCACAAAAAGAAACUCGGCAAAGGCCGCUUUCCGCUGGACGCGAAGGCUGAAUUACAGUCAGGCUGCUUUGGUUCAGAAUGCUUGUCCCGAUGUUUUCCGACGCCUCGGCUACCGUGUUGUAACGAGUGAAACGGAGUACAGACUUUCUCAAGGACCUUCCUUCGUGCUUCACGUCAACAGUGGAAAAAAAUAGUACUUUCUGAGCGUUUAUCUUAAGUACAUAUCAAUGCCCGGGUGGUCUUUUCUGGAUGAAAUAAAAUAAAGAAACAGAGGUGAAAUUUUCCGAAAACAUAUAUGCAAUAAUUAGAGCUGUAGCUUGUGUCCUUGGUAGUACAGUUUAAUUUGAUCACUUCCGACAUUCGAUAUAAUAUUGAAUUCUUGCUGGUUUCAAGAUAAUAAAACUCCUCGUUUCCAUGGCUCG
Messenger RNA from Ixodes scapularis (black-legged tick), 1906 nucleotides. Its product is annotated as carbohydrate sulfotransferase 1-like. Lineage: Eukaryota; Metazoa; Arthropoda; Arachnida; Ixodida; Ixodidae. The record is from RefSeq and is a predicted model, not a curated record. The transcript has a single exon. Gene Ontology annotation, biological process: sulfur compound metabolic process; N-acetylglucosamine metabolic process. Gene Ontology annotation, molecular function: N-acetylglucosamine 6-O-sulfotransferase activity. The coding region runs from base 392 to 1678 and encodes 428 amino acids.